AUUCAGGGGUGUUUGUGCUCCGGGGAAACCCCGGAAUUCCGGGGAUUUUGAACUUUGAUCCCCGGAAUUUCCGGGGAUCGUCGUUCAAAAGGAAGUAGGAAUAAUAAUGAAUUAUUUAUUUUGAUCUGGGUAAUUUUGUUUGCUUUGAAAGCAGAGUCAGUGUGUGUGGUGAAAACUUUUCCUUUCUUUCUCCAAAGGCAGUGAUAAUGCGUGAAAAGGGGGAAAAAACUUCUUUUUUGUUCUUUCCUUAUUGCGAGUUAUGACUCAUUCCCCCGGUUCUCGGACAUUCUCUUCUGGAUUCUUUUCGGCAAGUAGGCGCGGCAGAAAAAAAAGGGGGAGACUUCGUUCGACCAGAUGUGCGAUAACGUGACUCUGGGUUCAAAGGUCUUAUCUCUACUGGCGUGGCGCCAAUAAGUAGAGAAGGGGGAUUUUUCGCCGUAUUAGCUAUUUGUCAUUGAUCGCUUCGGAACUUUUUUUUCUUCGCUGUGUAAAAUUUUCGUUUCAUUUAUUGAUGCACGUGUAAAUUUUUCGUUUCGCUUAUUGAAAUAUUUUUUUAUUUAUGUACGCAAGAGAAUUUCAUUUAGAAAUUUCAGCAUAUGAAACAGAAAUUACCCCUUAAAAAUUCAUAUCUAAUUAGUUUUACAGCAUUAGAUCCAGAGCUAAGAGGUAAAACCAGUACAAUAUUAGCUUUUGAAAAAUUAUCAUCUUUUAUGUCCCAUAUUUUUAGUGAUAAUGAAAAGUCAAAAGUAGAAGCUGAAAGAAGGUUAUACCAGAGUGAUAUUGAUAUCACCAAAGAAAUGCCCUACACAUCUGAUGAAAGUGGAAAUCAAGUCAAGUGUACAAUUGAUAAAUAUUGGUCUAAAGUUUUUAAUUUAAAAGAUGAUUUCACAAAUGAUUAUAAGUAUCCUACAUUGGCUAAAUUGGUCAAAGCCUGCCUUAGCUGCUUCCAUGGCCCAUUAGUGGAAAGUGCAUUCAACUUAAUGGAUACACUUGUCACUGACUAUAGAACCUCUCUUAAGAUUGAUUCCCUAGAUGCAGUGCAGACUAUUAAAUAUGAUUUAAUGGCUUCUAAAGAAACCUCAUGUGAAAAAUAUGGCUCAAAAAAUCCAAUGACUGAUCCAAUUCACAAAGAUCUCUUACUGAAUAUGAACAGAAGUUGGAAAACAUAUCAAGAGGACUUAAAAACAUGUAUUUCAGAUGAGUCACCUAUAAAAGUCUCUGAAAAACCUUCUACAUUAGCAGAAAAGCAAACUGCUUCUACCUCUGCAUGUGCAGUUCUCGAGGAAAUUUCUUCAACUGUAAAUGAGGAAAAUAAAAGUCAACCUUCCUGCAAUUAUGAAGUUCACCACAAAAGAAAGACAAGCCCACAAACAUCAGAAAAUAAAAAAAAAAGCAGCAGAAAUUAGAUAAUUUUUUUAAAAGAUUUAAUUCAGGUAAUUUAAAAGAUUUGCAUAAAAUGUAGUAGUUUAUAUGUUUGAAAAUUUAUGGUUAUUAAUUUUGCAAAAAAAGUAAUUCAUUGAACUUUU
Argiope bruennichi is the source of this 1526-nucleotide messenger RNA. RefSeq lists its product as uncharacterized. The transcript has 2 exons. NCBI's taxonomy places the organism in Eukaryota, Metazoa, Arthropoda, Arachnida, Araneae, Araneidae. The record is from RefSeq and is a predicted model, not a curated record. Bases 597 to 1406 code for a protein of 269 amino acids.